Messenger RNA from Phalaenopsis equestris, 1538 nucleotides. Its product is annotated as actin. The coding region runs from base 168 to 1301 and encodes 377 amino acids. The transcript is spliced from 5 exons. The record is from RefSeq and is a predicted model, not a curated record. Lineage: Eukaryota; Viridiplantae; Streptophyta; Magnoliopsida; Asparagales; Orchidaceae.
AAAUGUGCACCCUCUCCUCCGUCACUAUGCCAUUUUUCUCUUGUUUUCUUGCUAGAACGCUGAUUCCUUGCCCUCCUUCGCUGCAUUGUUCCGUGUUUCUCCCAACCGUCUCUGCUAAAACGAGGGUUUUGGCUUCGAUCGUCUUCGCCCCAUAGACUUGAGGAAAAAUGGCCGACGGUGAAGAUAUCCAACCUCUUGUUUGCGACAAUGGAACUGGCAUGGUUAAGGCUGGUUUUGCUGGUGACGAUGCACCCAGGGCGGUUUUCCCUAGCAUUGUUGGCCGACCUCGUCACACAGGUGUUAUGGUUGGUAUGGGCCAGAAGGAUGCUUAUGUGGGUGACGAAGCCCAGUCGAAAAGAGGUAUCCUCACUUUGAAGUAUCCAAUCGAGCAUGGUAUUGUCAGCAACUGGGACGACAUGGAGAAGAUUUGGCAUCACACCUUCUACAACGAGCUUCGUGUUGCCCCAGAGGAACACCCGGUGCUGCUUACUGAAGCUCCUCUUAAUCCCAAGGCGAACAGGGAAAAGAUGACCCAAAUCAUGUUUGAGACUUUUAAUGUGCCUGCUAUGUAUGUUGCCAUCCAGGCCGUGCUUUCCCUUUAUGCUAGCGGUCGUACGACAGGCAUUGUGCUUGAUUCUGGUGAUGGCGUUAGUCACACUGUACCAAUAUAUGAAGGAUAUGCCCUUCCACAUGCCAUCCUACGUUUGGAUCUCGCCGGUCGGGACCUCACCGAUGCUCUGAUGAAGAUCCUCACCGAGAGAGGCUACUCAUUCACAACUACCGCCGAACGAGAAAUUGUGAGGGAUGUGAAGGAGAAGCUCGCUUAUGUUGCACUGGAUUACGAACAGGAGCUGGAGACUGCGAAGAACAGCUCUUCUGUCGAAAAAACCUAUGAGCUUCCUGAUGGGCAGGUGAUCACCAUAGGAGCCGAGCGUUUCAGGUGCCCUGAGGUCCUCUUCCAACCAUCCAUGAUUGGAAUGGAGUCUGCUGGCAUUCAUGAGACGACAUAUAACUCCAUUAUGAAGUGCGAUGUGGACAUCAGGAAGGAUUUGUAUGGUAAUAUUGUGCUUAGUGGUGGCUCAACCAUGUUUCCAGGGAUUGCCGAUCGGAUGAGCAAGGAAAUCACAGCACUUGCCCCCAGCAGCAUGAAGAUUAAGGUGGUUGCGCCGCCUGAGAGGAAAUAUAGUGUUUGGAUUGGAGGCUCCAUCCUUGCUUCUCUUAGCACCUUCCAACAGAUGUGGAUUUCGAAGGCCGAGUAUGAUGAAUCUGGUCCUUCAAUUGUUCACCGAAAAUGCUUCUAGGUUGGCUUGGCAGGCAUGUUUUGUUCUUGCAGAGAUUGAAUGCAAUUGGAUCUGUUCGGGUCUGUAUGAGAUAAACUCUGUUUUUUUUUUUAUGUUGCAUCUAUCCCCUCCGUUUUUCUGCUCUUUUUCAUUAUGCUGUAUCUCUCCUUUUCUGUCUUUUUUUUUUUUGGAUUGCAUUAUUUUUCUGUUAAUUUGGAAUCAAAGUGGUUACUGUGCUUUUAAACAAUUAUUGGUGUU